UUGAUGAUAGAGUGAGAUAUUCCAGCUGAGGAAAAUGGCCGCCCAGGUGUCGAACAUUCGAACAUCAGACGACUUCCGUGAUCUUCAAGACUUUUCCAGCCUCAAGUAUCAUUGAUGUCGGCGUUUCUUAGCUCUAAAACUUCAGCAUGAACUUCUUAAAAGGAUCAGGCCCCACAGAGGAUGAGAAGGCAGAACACAGAGUCAUCAAACACACACUCAGCAGUCAGCUGUCCAGAACCAUCAAAAGGUUGCAACAGGAGCACAUUGGAUCAGAUUCAGCUGUUCGAAGCGGAGACCAUGGCAAUGCUAUCUGUAACGUCCUGGAAGCCAUCUUUCUCCACGGGCUCAAGGCUUCCUUUGCAACUAAGAUCUCAGGGAUGUUUGGCUCAGGGAAGGAGGAGAAAGGGCCAGUCAUGAGUUUCUGGCCGUUUGUGAUGCACUUUACCCACAAGGACGUGGUUUCCCAACUGAACCACCUCGCACACAUCACCACGGAGAUCGGACAGUGCAGGGCAUGGAUCAGACUGGCCCUGAACGAUGGUUUGAUGGAGAGUUACGCUGAAGCCAUGCUGAGAGACAAGGAUCUUCUCAGGUCCCACUACAGGUCUAUUGCCUACCUUAGAGAUGAGGAACAUCCCACUAUCAUGAAGAACCAUCUGCAAGGAUUGGAGGGUUUCCAGUUCCAGCUGUCAUACAACUCCAGUGUGCUGAAUGACUGGGGCGUGUCCUCUCUCACACUGGCUGGGCUCUGGUCUCCCCAGGCUCCUGAGGCUGUCACACCAUCUUCCCCAGAUGUUGCUAUGGAGGCCACAGAGGGAGAUGACCCCACUCUGCCCUCUCAGCAGGCAGCCAGGGAGGUCAGACAGGUCAAGUCAGGUCGCAGAGGUCAGAGGUCAUCACGGAAGACAGCCGAGAUCCUGGAUCCCGAGGUGGGAUCAGUGGGAUCCUCCGUUACCAUGGAAACGGUAGAAACAUCUGCCGAGCAAGUUUUGGAUGUCGACAGGACCGCCAACCCCAUGGAGAGUACAACAGGUGAGAAAGAUGAGGGCAACAGUCAGGAUUUCCUAAGAAGUGAGGAGCCAUCUUCUUAUGAUUCUGAGACUGCUGUCAAGGAACUUGUGGAAAGCAAAUCGUCUUCAGGGAAUACUAGUAAUUCUCAGAGUGCCGUGAAGAGCCAGGAAGUCUCGGAGUCCCCCCAGUCUGAAGACAAUGUUGAGGAGCUCAUGGGUCUUCAAACUUCUCAAAUUCCAGUGGAGGCAGCACCAGCAAUCAACUCAGUUGCCACUCCAAGUGGUGCUGUGUACCCAGCGGGAACUGUGGAGAGAGAUGGUGUUUUUACUGUCAACAAAAACACUGAAGAAAAUGUUUAUCUAACUGGGGAUAAACAGAACUCUGUGGAAACACAGGUUGUUCAGCAAACACUGCCAGCUGAAUCUACCCUGUCUCUACCAGUGCAAACUUCAGAAUUACCAGAAGGAACGCAGGAGAAAGAGGCCAGGUCGGAAACUCUGACUUCUCAGGACAUGUACUAUGACAUCUACAGCAGGAGCCGGACCGAGACAGAAGCUAGCAUCACAUCCCCAGCCUCUGAUUACGAGGGGGAGGGCACAGUAAAUGUAGCAGGAGAUUCGUCAGCUGUGAGGAGAAUUGCUCAGCAGGCUUCACAACAACAAGGGCUAACUACUCCUGAGAGCAUGGAAAGUGAUGAGGGUGUGGCAGGCUACGGUAGCUAUGGCAACAGCCUGGGGGUGCGAUCUGGUUGGUCGUCGGCUGGGACGAAGGACAGCCUCCCUCCUGACCCCAGCAGACACAGGGCACCAUCCUCAUCCAGGGGCAGUUUUGACUCCCUACUGAAGAGUUACUCCCCCCAGGGCAGCCUGGCCACAACUCCAGGUAUGCAGGAGAUCUUAGAGACACUGGCUGGGCCUGAGUCUGGAGCUGUGGAGGAACAGGAACCAGCUAGUAGCCAUUUGGAAGAAAGUGAUGAGUUAGACAGAGAAGAGUUUGAGGUUCUGCCCCUGGGCUCCUCUGUGACUUCUGGACAUGCAGACCCUAGAACGAAGGAACUGAUGGCCCAGCUGACGUCCAUCGGCAGAGAGAAGGGCCUCGAUGUGCAGAACUUCAAGUGCAAGGAGUGCGAGAGGCAGAUUGGGCUGAUUUUUGGGAAGUACCGAGUGUGUAACUAUGACGGCUGUUACUACUGUGAGGAGUGUCACGUUAAUGAAGAAGCCAUCAUCCCAGCCCGAAUCAUCCUCAACUGGGACUUCAAAAAGCACAAAGGAUUUUAUCCCUGA
Molecule: messenger RNA, 2294 nt
Organism: Branchiostoma belcheri (Belcher's lancelet)
Lineage: Eukaryota; Metazoa; Chordata; Leptocardii; Amphioxiformes; Branchiostomatidae
Product: pleckstrin homology domain-containing family M member 1-like
Exons: 18
Coding region: 147-2294 (715 amino acids)
Source: RefSeq, a predicted model, not a curated record